Messenger RNA from Marasmius oreades (fairy-ring Marasmius), 2505 nucleotides. RefSeq lists its product as uncharacterized. Lineage: Eukaryota; Fungi; Basidiomycota; Agaricomycetes; Agaricales; Marasmiaceae. The transcript is spliced from 10 exons. The record is from RefSeq and is a predicted model, not a curated record. Gene Ontology annotation, biological process: proteolysis. Gene Ontology annotation, molecular function: metalloendopeptidase activity. The coding region runs from base 1450 to 2505 and encodes 351 amino acids.
CGGUCACCCGACCACGGUUCGAUUGUCGCUUGAUAACGAGAUUUCGCGUUCAGUCGAAGUUGCUCAAGAAUCAAAACAGACUGCUAUCCGUGAACUUUAUGGUUUCCCUCGUAACCCGCACCACCGUGUUCGAACUCGAUGGAAAACGAGAAUGUGCAACCAAUGUGCAACAACAUCGUUAUGUUGACGGUCCUUUAUUGUACCAAGUCUUGCAUCAUCAACGCCCGACUUACCGAAAAUCCGACGCCGAGCAUCCCGCAACGCUUUUGUUCAACAGCAUUCCGAAGCGACAGACUCUAGAACCCUCAAAUUGUCGAGUGCUACCGAUUAUAGGGCGGCUAUAGACACGCCGAAACAUGAACGUUGAACCUCCAUGCGUGUGUCUGACCUUCGGCCUGCGGCCUGCCUUAACCUCUCUUUGCCGUAGAUAUGACUCCUCGAUUGGCACCAAACUCGUAUGCGUGCCUGCACCGCCGACUUUUCUCGAGUGAGCUGGACAUCCAAAUCACAUCCGAAUUGGAGUUCUGUGACGUCCUGAUCCUCUCCCUUCUCGCAAAGACUAAUUCAAUAUGACUCAUCCUCCAUUCUGCAUGCCCAUCCCAGUGACAGCAAUCAUUUUGGGGUGGGCAUUAGCAGAUGUCUCGCUGGAAAUAUCUACGCUGGAAAGCAGAAUUAGCUUCCUUAAGCGGUGGCGUUAAUGCGUACCGGUGGCCAAACGACUAGUACUCCUGGAACUCGAAGCGAGGUCCCAUUGGCUCUCCUCUUCCGUUUAACGACACUUGAACGAGAGUUCAACUACGUUCCAUCGCACACGUUCAUGUCACUUUAAUUCGCAUGUAGGUGGCGCUACCCAUUAUUGACACCGGGCGAAACGUCUGCCAUCUCGGUUCGAUUCCAUUUCCGCUGUCGCCCAUGAGCUUACGAAAAUGCUCCACAAUGACUCCACUCUGCCUGGAGAGGAGGAGGCCGAGGAAACCAUUCUACUGGACGCUAGAAUAGCACGCUCUACCACGAAUACCAAGAAAUCCUCAAAACUAGCUGUUGCCGCACAACAAUUCUCGCUUUGCAGUAUUCAAGCAACUUUUUUCAUCGAGUUUGAGUGCAAGCUUUAAAUGAAAUCACGAUGUUCCGGAUACGGGUCCUCCUGGUUGUGGAGUAACAAAUGGCGCACGACUUUUGAUUUAUACAUUGACUUACGCGACGCGAAGCGAAGCAUAUGCUCAAAAUGUGCAGAUCGAAGUCAGCUGUGAGCUGGCAAACACUGCCGGAGGUUACCAUAGGGUGAUCGUUUUCCACACAAGCGCACAUACCCAACAUGCCCAGAAACGACCGGAGGUGAUUGUUCGAGUAUAAAGCGCAGGAAACCUUUCGCAGUUCUUUGCUCAGUCCCUACUCCCACCGGAUCAGUGGGACUCGCUCGCCCCUUCACCACCCAGUGAGCCCGCCAACAUGUUGUUCUCUGUACCACUCGCAGUCGCUUUCGCCAGUUCUGCUGUUGCAACUCCGUUGACACCUGCCAGCGGAGUCACGGUCAAGGUCAUGGGUCCUACAGCGGGAAGCGUAGACUCUGUUGACCAGCUCAGAUUCACGGCUGAAAUCACCAACAACGGUGCAACGGCAGUGAAGGUACUGAAAUACGGAACUGUUCUCGAUAGCCUCCCCACUCGUUCUUUCACCGUCACCACCAAGAACGGGACCGCCGUUCCCUUUGUUGGUGCCAAGCUUUCUGUGGCCUUGAACAACGACAAUGCCUUUACCACUAUUGAGAGUGGACAUACAGUCACAGUCUCUCAUGAAGUUGCGUCCCUUUUCGACUUCGCUACUGCCGUCCCUGGCACUUUCUCUUUCAUCCCCAUCUCUGACUUCAGGAUGGUUGGUGACCAAGCGAAACUUGAACAUCCUACGAAGAUGAACAGUCUUUCUGUUUCAUCUGAUGCAAUCGAAGUUGAAGUUAAGAACGUCGGAAAGAGGGAAAUCAAGCGCUCAACACCUGUAUGUGAUGACGCACAACGCAAAUCGUUCAUCCAGGCCAGUUACACCGAGGGCAAAGCGCUUGCCUCAUUGGCUUCUGACUUUAUUGGCUCCAACGGGGGUAACUCUUUGGUCAAGGGAUACUUCAGCGGCGGCGGUUCUUCAGCUGCCCGUAUCUUUGGCCAGGUUGCAAGUGAAAAUGACAAUAAGAGAACUUUGAGCUGCACAGAUGAGGCCAACGCUUGCGAUGGAAACGUUGUCGCCUACACCAUUAUCUCUACCACUGACAUUUACUACUGUGAUAUCUUCUUCAAUGAGGUGGAUAGCGACGAGCUCUGCGGUAGUACCACCCCUGCAGAUCGCAACAUCCGUGGCGGAACUACCCUUCACGAGUUGACUCACGCCCUCGCUGGCACCGAGGAUAUCACCUAUGGAUGCGACAAUGACCAGGCUCUUUCUGCAUCUCAGCAGCUAAACAAUGCAGAUAACUUCAACUGCUUCGCUACUGAGGUAUACGCUUCGACGCAGUGCUGA